AUGGCCGUCGAGCAAGCAGAUGGCGCCGCCCAAACAAAGGGCAAAUCCGGCUACUCAAGCGGUGAUCGCAUAAUUUUGACAACAUAUCCUGGACAAAGUGUCGUCGAUCCCAUCCCCUUGAACUGGGGCAAUGGAAACCCCGAAGAACGCGGCCCCGUCUUAGUCUCUCGUGAGUCGAACACCAUCACACGACGAAAUGCUAUCGGCGCCCACGGCGGGAGUUAUUCUGUAUAUAAUGCUCUAGCAGUCGCCGCGGGCGACCUUCCUCCAAACUUUAAACCAAGCUUUGAAAAUACUCAGCCUAUCUUCAACUUCCCAGCCCAGCCAGCAUGGGGCGACAAGACCAAGAUCGUCUCAAUGGAUCCAUUUGGUCAUGAUAUUGUGCGGCAUUACAAGAGACACCUUGAUGCGGGGCUCGAUGUUCGUCCUACGAUCGCUGUGACGAAGGCUACGAUGCGACUGGCUGAGAUAACUGAGUCUAUCAGAGAUGGAAACCUUGAAGUUGAUGGCGACAUUGUUAUUAGCAAAGAAGGUGAUGUGCGAGUUACAAAAGCUGCAGUUGAGCCUGUUUGGUAUUUACCAGGCGUGGCGGCAAGAUUCGGUAUCGAUGAGGGUACACUUCGCCGAACGCUCUUCGAACAGUGUGGUGGAAGUUUCCCAGAGUUGAUUACACGGCCGGAUAUCAAAGUCUUCCUGCCUCCGAUCGGUGGCCUGACUGUUUAUAUUUUCGGAUCUCCUGACAAGGUGUCCAACCCCGACGUCAAGCUCGCGCUCCGCAUUCAUGAUGAAUGUAAUGGGUCCGAUGUCUUCCAAUCUGAUAUCUGCACUUGCAGACCUUAUUUAGCAUUUGGAAUUGAGGAGGCUAUCAAGGAAGCGCAGAAAGGUGGAUCAGGUGUUGUAAUCUAUUUCCGGAAAGAAGGCCGGGCUCUUGGCGAGGUUGUGAAAUAUCUUGUCUACAAUGCGCGCAAACGUGGUGGUGAUACUGCCGAUAAAUACUUCACUAGGACGGAGAACAUUGCCGGUGUCAGAGAUAUGCGCUUCCAGGCUCUCAUGCCUGAUAUUCUUCAGUGGCUGGGAAUCAAAAAGAUUGAUCGCAUGCUAUCCAUGUCGAAUAUGAAACAUGACGCGAUCGUGGAACAAGGCAUCCCGAUUUUAGAACGCAUUCCGAUUCCCGACCAUAUGAUCCCUUCGGACUCCCGCGUGGAAAUUGAUGCUAAAAUCAAUGCUGGAUACUUUACAAUGGGUAAGAAAUUCACGGACGAGGAGUUAGCACAAGUCAAGGGGCGCGGAUGGCAAAGUUGGGAAGAUGUCGACCACUAG
This is a messenger RNA of Penicillium atrosanguineum, 1320 nucleotides long. RefSeq lists its product as uncharacterized. Gene Ontology annotation, biological process: riboflavin biosynthetic process. Gene Ontology annotation, molecular function: GTP cyclohydrolase II activity. Bases 1 to 1320 code for a protein of 439 amino acids. NCBI's taxonomy places the organism in Eukaryota, Fungi, Ascomycota, Eurotiomycetes, Eurotiales, Aspergillaceae. The transcript is spliced from 4 exons. The record is from RefSeq and is a predicted model, not a curated record.